Messenger RNA from Drosophila elegans, 3401 nucleotides. RefSeq lists its product as uncharacterized. The transcript is spliced from 2 exons. Bases 1482 to 2411 code for a protein of 309 amino acids. Lineage: Eukaryota; Metazoa; Arthropoda; Insecta; Diptera; Drosophilidae. The record is from RefSeq and is a predicted model, not a curated record.
AACUACAGUUUUAACAUAUUUGAACUGUACUUUGUUUUAGUUUUUCAUACCCUCGUAGAUGGUAUUAUAAUUUCUGUCAGAUGUUUGCAAGGCAGUGAAGGAGACAUUUCCGACCCUAUCAAGUAUGUAUAUUCUUGAUCAGCAUCACUAGGAGAGUUGAUCUAUCUAUGUUCUUCUGUCCGUCCGUACGUCUGCCCGUCCGUUUCUAUGAACAUAAAAGUUCAUUUUGCGCGGAAUAAAUCGGUUCUAAGCUACAAAAAUCGCUUCCUAAUAAAUCCACAAUUUAUGUGCAACAACAAAUCAUUUAAGAAACAGUACAUAACAUAAUCCAAGAGCACAAAGACAAAACACUCGACACAUAAAACACUCAAUUGAAAAUCUCUCGUCACCAACACAACACCAACUCAACGAAGAAUAAAAACAAAACAAAUUAUGGUUUUGCCAGAGGGAAAACGCUUGAAAGAAACCUCUGGCUCUAAGCGCGGGCGCCCCUCUGACGCUGCCUAUGACACUGCCUCACCAAUGUUUAUCGCGGCAAUCAAUAGCCGUUUUGAUGAACAAGCCCAGCUGAUCAAGUCCACCAUCCGUGAGGUCGAGGAGAGAAUGCUUGAUCGCAUGUUGCAGCUGGAGCAGGAGGUUGAGGAGCUGCGCUCCCUAAAAUCCCAAAUUGGCACGGUGCAAGCUCUGCUUCGCGACAAACCUUGUUCCGGCUCCGAGAGUCCGCGACAUUUUUAGGGUCCGAAAAUCGCAAAAUUCACUGGUCGACCCGCCAAUUCUGAUAAAAUUGGAAACUACGAGGGAAAAAGUUUCACUUCUUCGCGCACUGGCUGAUUUCCGAGGCACAACAAAACAGCAACUGAGCAUACACCUGUUGGGCUUUGACUCGCCGGCCGCUCUCUAUGUUAAUGAGCAGCUCAUGAGAGAUAAUUUCCUCAUAUUUAAAGAAGCCAUGCGUUUGAAGAAGCAGAAAUCUCUUGCCGCUGUUUUUACGCACCGUGGGAUUGUGCACGUGCAGUGCAGUGGGAGAGAGGACAUUUACGUUAUCCAGCAACUUGAUGAGCUCUCAGCGAUCACGGCUGCUGAGUCUGCUCUCGCCCUCUCUGGAUCCAGCGCACUGGUUGCCGAAGUUACCCCUCGUGCUGCCCAAAAUAGCUUUCGUAAAUAACAUCUCUUAUGCAGUUGAUCUCUUUAUUUUUAUAGUUUUUAAGAGUAAUUUAGGUUUUCUAGUGGUAAGCUUUUUUCGUUCAAAUCUAGCUUAUCCCUUCUCAAUUCAUAUGUGCGUUUCCCAAUUUACCUUACCUUGUUAUAAUGCAGGUCAGUACAAAUAAUGCAACAGCGAGCAGUCUGCUGAGAAUUCUGUGUAAACAAAAAGUUGGUCUGAAGAUUGUCCACAUAAAUGCUCAAAGCUUGGUCAGAAAAAUUGAUGAGUUUAGGGAACUUUUUGUAGGAUCAAAUGUUGAUAUAGUGUGUGUUUCAGAAACAUGGUUUGUGGUUACAGUGACGUCCCUUUUGAAUGCGAUGGCUACGUGUUGCAUAGGUCAGACAGAUUAGAACACGCAGGUGGUGUGGCGAUUUUUGUAAGCAACAAAUACACUUCGAAGCUUAUUAAAUCAAACCCGAUCGAAGGUAGAGUUGAAUAUUUGUUUCUGGAAGUCGUAGAUCCUAGUUCCAAAUCAAAAAUGUUAAUCUGUUGUAUUUAUAGACCCCACCGAAUGACCGAAUAUACUGAUCUCUUAGAGUCCGUAUCAGACAUAUCUGUGGCGUACGAGCACGUAAUCCUGGCUGGAGAUCUUAAUAGCAAUAUGAUCAGAGAACAAAGUGUACAAAAUGACUUUAACUCUCUUGGCCUAAGCUUGGUAAACUGUCCACUACCUACGCAUUUCACAAGUACCUGUAGCUCUUUGUUAGAUGUUUUCCAGCUGUGUGUGCCAGCGUUCUCUAAACAUGACUUGAUAUUUAUGACAUAUGAUUUUAUUUCUGACAAUUCAACACGAUUUUUUAACUAUAGGGACUAUAAAUCAAUCAAUCUCAACAACCUACUAACUGAAUUUGACAAUUAUGACUGGACAAAUAUUUAUGACUUGACUUCGCCACAGGAUCAACUUCUAUUAUUUAAUUCCAACAUUCGACGGCUAUUUGAACACUGUGUACGGUUAAGAACAAAAACACAAAAACCUGCCGUACAGCCAUGGUUUAAUUUGGAAAUUAAAAAAAAAAUUUGCCUGCGGGAUAAUGCCUACAAGCGCUGGAAAAGGUAUAAAACUGAAAGCCUGCACAUCAUUUUUAAACAACUGAGAAAUUUAGUCACAAAAUCGAUCUCUUCCUCCAAACGUAGAUUUUAUAAUGAUAAAUUUGCCAAUGCAGAGACUCCUGGUCAAGUUUGGAAGGAUUUGAGAAGCCUAGGCAUAUGAAAUCAAAAUGCUAUGGCUAAAUCGGACCUGAUGUAGACGCCCUUAAUAAGAAGUUUUCAGAGGUUCCUUCCGUCAUUCCUACACAUAAUUUGUACCUGAACUCAGCAACAUUCUGUGAUACUAUUUUUAGCUUUAUGUGUGUACGUCCAUGUGAAGUCCUUGAAUGUAUACUUAAAGUAAAAUCAAAUGCAGAAGGUCUAGAUAAUGUUAGUCCCAAAUUUAUAAAAAUCCCAAAACUAAUUUGUUAUAUUAUCCAUAUUUUUAAUACAGUUUUUACCACGUCAAUUUUUCCUGAUUGCUGGAAAAUUGCUAAAAUUUUGCCCGUCCCGAAAUCAAAAUAAGAAUUUAGACCAAUUUCCAUCUUGCAUUUCUUUGCUAAUUUUUUUUGGCAAUUAGUUGCCCUGCAGAUGCAAGCUUAUCUAGAGAACAAUUAUCUUCUAAGUUGUAAGCAAUCAGGUUUUAAAAAGCACUGCCAUUUUAAAGAUAUCCGAAGACAUUCGCCAAAAAAUCGAUGUCAGCAAAGUAACCCUCAUAACACUUCUUGACUUUAGCAAAGCAUAUGACUCGAUAAACCACGAAAUACUCUGCACAAAGAUUCGCACACUGUACAAUUUCUCUUCAAGUGCAAUAAACCUCAUCCGAACAUAUCUCACAAACAGGGUGCAGGCCGUCGUCUCCGUGUCGCAAAAAUCUCCAUUUCUGCCUCUCACACAAGGCUCAGUUUUAGGUCGACUGCUUUUCUCGUUAUAUGUAAAUGAUCUCCCUAAAUGUAUUUCUGUUUGUGAUGUGCACCUAUGUAUAUGCAGAGUUGCAGUUAUAUGUUUGUCAAAUUAGUGAGUGUAUUAGAAUUAGCAUUAAAUUAAACAAAUAAAUGAUUGGGCUGAUGCGAACGGGUUAAGACUCAAUCCAUCCAAAUCAAAGUGCAUUCUAAUUUAUAAAAAAUCAAUUGACUUUAGCUGUCUUCCAAAGAUUGAGGUAAAUAAUGUUGAA